Messenger RNA from Ilex paraguariensis (yerba mate), 768 nucleotides. NCBI's taxonomy places the organism in Eukaryota, Viridiplantae, Streptophyta, Magnoliopsida, Aquifoliales, Aquifoliaceae. The record is from the annotation of a GenBank genome assembly.
AUGUCUGAGGCUAUUGUCUCUUUUGUUGUGCAAACGCUCACUGAUCUAUUGAAAGAAGAAGCCGAAUUUUUAGCCGGAGUUGACGGCCAGGUACAGGGUCUUCCGCAUGAACUUAAGAUGUUGCAAAGCUUGUUGAAAGAUGCAGAUGCAAGGCAAAUUGAAGACGACCCCGUCCGCACUUGGGUUGAAGGCGCUAGAGAAGUUGCAUAUCAUGCCGAAGAUGUCCUUGAGACUUAUGUUCUCCAAGUUCAAUCCAAGAGGAGGGGAGGUAUCCUAAACAUCCUCAAAAGGUUCGCUUGCUUAUUGAAUGAAGGUAUGCUCCUACACAAGGUUGGGAAAGAGACCCAAGGUAUUAACACCAGGAUCUCUCAACUCACCGAUCAGUUAGACAAAUAUGGCAUAAGAAGUACAAUAAAGGAAGGAGAAAGCUCAAGCUCUGCGCAUGAAAGGCAACGUCAGUUAAGGCGGUCUUAUUCUCAUGUUGUUGAGGAGGAUUUUGUUGGGUUGGAGAGAGAUGUUGAGAACUUGGUGGUUCAUUUGGUGAAAGAAGAUAGGGGCAAAUGGCACAACAUGCUUGAAGCUUCAAGAGGUGUUAUUCCAACUGCAGUAGACAAAAACCUGAGUUAUGUUCAAAAAAUGGAGUUAGGGAGGAAAAUGGUUAAACAUUGUGGGGGUCUUCCAUUAGCUGUGGUUGUUCUUGGAGGACUUUUGGCCACAAAAGAGGCCUUGAGUGAGUCUUUAUUUGGGCAAUUUCGAGGAAGAUUCUGA